GGCUAGGUGCUGGCAUCAGCGCGUACGCUGCUUAAAUUAGAAGACAGCUGCAGGAGCUGCAGGAGCUGCAGUCCGGUCACAUUGGCCUGCCUCCCCAUCUUGCUCUGUGCCUGAUGUUAUAUACGACAUGCAUGUGGGUGGGCAUGCAGCAACGGCCUCGCAAACGUACGCCAUCAGCACCGCUUCACUGUGUCCAGCAAAGGGACAAUGGCAGACCCAGACAUUUCACAAGGCUCUGAGGGCCCUCUCCCUCCCCACGCGGCUGUAUUUCUUCGUGUGAAUCGCCCCGAGAGCACUCCGCCCAUGCCCAGGUAUGGGCGGAUGGAGAACGACGACGACCAUCCGCUUACAGGCAAGUCCCUUUCGAAGCAAAAGAACGCAUCCAGGUGGUCUGGUAUUCAUGAGCUUACGCGACCAAAAUCCAUUCUGCAACGCCUGGCAUCGCCGGACUUGCGCGCCAGCUUGGGCUUCUCCCCACGAACCACAGGCCAGCGCUCAGCCCUUCACAACUUCCGCGACAGCGAGAUCAUAGUCGGCGUGGAUCUUUCUUCCUUCGAAGGGCCGGCUACCGCGAAACUCUUCACGUCCCAGGCGUCGAAGAGGGUCGUCAGCGCCCAAGUACGGCUCGGUCCAACAGCCGACGCGCUCUCGCCCAGGCCCAACGUCAACCUGGAGCUGUCUCGCGACAACCGGGUCUCGAGGUCGGAUACCAUCCGUCGGUAUGGGCAGCAGCUGGCCACAGAGACCAACAUGAUCGUAUCCGUGCAGGAGAUCCCGCCGGUGGUGGACCUGAGCUCCCUCGAGGGCCCGAAGAACGAUGUCCAGCAUGCAGGGUUACGGAAGCAGGAGAUGCUAUCAUGGACGACACGGAGCCCUUCUUCCUCUUCCAGCUACUUCUAUCCUGCGGACCCGGAACAGCCGAACUGGAAGCCCUUCUCCAUGAGACCAUUCUACAUCCUGAUGCUGUUCAUGCUGUCGCUGGCCUUGGCGGCCGUGCAGGAGUUCCUGUGCCAGCGCUCGCAGCAUCUCAAGAAGCAGGGCCGGGGCUUGAUCCAGUAUAACAUCGUGUCGGACGUGUCGACCAGCGCGUUCUUCUGCUGGAAAUACCUCCCGACCAUCGUCAUGGUCAGCUACGGCGUCCUCUGGCAGGUCACCGACUACGAAGUCAAGCGGCUGGAGCCGUAUUACCAGCUCGCGCAACCGACCGGCAACGUCGCAGCCAAGAGCUUGAACCUCGACUAUGUCACGCUGUGGUCGUACUUUGUGCCGGUUAAAGCCGCGAGGUUGCGACACUGGGCCGUUUUCGUCUCGUCCCUGGGCACCAUCCUGGCGACGACCGCCGCGCCGUCCUUGCUGAACCCUAGCAUCGCGUCCGUGAGGAAUCCCAAGUGCAGCGAUGUCAAAAGGGACUGCGCCGAGUUCAAGUACUUUGUGCGCAUCCACCCCGUCUGGUCCCGUCUGGUGACGGCGUGUCUGGUUAUCGUCGCCAUCCUCGCCGCCGUGCUGUCCAUCCAGCUCCGUCGCAGGUCAGGGCUGCUCGGCGACCCGCGAGGCAUUGCUGGCGUUGCGGCCAUGGCGACCAAAUCGCACAUCCUCACGGACUUCCAGGGCAUGGACGAGGCGCUCCACGACGAGAUCCACAAGAGACUGCGGCACCGUCGGUACAUUCUGUAUAAGUCCACCAUCUGGCAGGGCGAGUACGUGAGAGCGUCAUCAGACGACGACGACGACGACCUCAGCAGCAGGCGACGAGCCACAAAUCCACACCCGAUCAUCCUGCAUCCGCGCAUCCUCGUCGUCUUUCUUGCCUUCCUCUGCAUCUGCCUGCCUCUAAUCCCCAUCGUUACCUAUACGCGCGUCAACAUCGUCGCCGUCCACCUCCCCUGGCUCCUCACCCUCAUCGCAACCCUGAUAAAACAGCUCUGGACCACGCUCGAAUUCGCCGUGAAGAUGAUCGAACCCUUCUACACCCUCUCAAAGGGCAACGCCCUUCCCUCCCUAACCCUCACCCUCGACUACCAGGGGACCCCCUACGGCCUCCUCCCCUUCCAAGCCCUCCUUCACGGCCACUACCUAGUCGCCCUGGUCGGCCUCGGCUCCAUCCUAGGCGACAUACUCACGGUCGUAGCCUCCUCGUUGUCCCUGAGCGCCGAAAGAGAGACGCAGCAAUCCUUCACCGUCUCCUCCACACUAGCCAUCGCAAUAACCAUCUUCCUCAUCCUGACCGGAACACUAGUCUUCGUCCGUCGCAGAAGGCCGUUCAUGCCACGCCAGCCGUCCACGAUCGCGUCCAUCCUCGCAUUCAUCUACCAGAGUCGUAUGCUGGAGGACUUUGAGGGCACGGAACGCUUCACCAAUGCGCAGAUGGAGGCUAUGCUCGUCGCGAAGAAUAAACGGUAUGGGCUUGGUUGGGUCAAGGGACUGGAUCAGAGGCCGCAUUGUGCGGUUGAUGAGGAGCCUAUGUUGAGCCGGUAUGUGCAUGGUGUUAGUUAUAUUAAGGCUAGGGCGCCGUGGGAGGAUGUUUAGCUGUCUGGAUACUGUAUUUGCCCAUCAAUCCUGUGCUCGGUACAGCACGGUUUACAACAAGGCUUCUUCCU
Molecule: messenger RNA, 2597 nt
Organism: Monascus purpureus
Lineage: Eukaryota; Fungi; Ascomycota; Eurotiomycetes; Eurotiales; Aspergillaceae
Source: the annotation of a GenBank genome assembly